Molecule: messenger RNA, 585 nt
Organism: Lactuca virosa
Lineage: Eukaryota; Viridiplantae; Streptophyta; Magnoliopsida; Asterales; Asteraceae
Source: the annotation of a GenBank genome assembly
CUUAUUCCUUCUGUUCCUAUUAUAUUGUGUUAAAACAUGGAGCCAACUUCACUGAAGAUAGUUUUCUUUGUCGCAUUAUUGCUUUCCCUCUCUUGUCUGCAGAUGUCAUGCGCUUUCCCUGAGAGAGAACACGUAGCCACCCCUCAAUCGCUGUCUAAAAGCAAUGGUGAAAACAUGAGCGAACGUGUGGUUCCCAUACAUUGUUAUCCGGUAACAAAAUCUGAUGUGGCAUUAGUAAUUAAUUUAUCUUUAUUGUUUGGUACUGUGAUGUGUGUGAUGGGUAUGGGAAGCUUCCAGCUCAUCUCCAUCUCUAUCUUCCUGCCUGAACAUGUUACCCCUAUCCCUUUGUUAUAUUUUUCUCUUCCCAAGACAACUGUUCCUGUUUCUUCUUUCUUCCGACUGUGUUCAUCGGAAAUUCUCCCCACCAAAGAACCGCCACCAAUCUCUUACUGUCUAACCUCCAAAAUCCAAGUCUGGUACACACUGAUUGCUAAUGAGACGAGUGAACUUCCUGUGGAUUUAGUUACUGACGAUGGAGAUGGGAAUGGUUUGAGGCUUAGCAACUCACGAAGAAGAAAGAGAUGA